Molecule: messenger RNA, 2033 nt
Organism: Rhea pennata
Lineage: Eukaryota; Metazoa; Chordata; Aves; Rheiformes; Rheidae
Gene: FXR2
Product: FMR1 autosomal homolog 2
Exons: 15
Coding region: 37-1878 (613 amino acids)
Biological process (GO): regulation of mRNA stability; regulation of alternative mRNA splicing, via spliceosome; positive regulation of protein phosphorylation
Cellular component (GO): dendritic spine neck; growth cone; axon
Molecular function (GO): translation regulator activity; mRNA 3'-UTR binding; protein homodimerization activity
Source: RefSeq, a predicted model, not a curated record
GCCCUGCUCGGCGGCGGCGCGGCGGCGGCGGCGCCCAUGGACGGGCUCCCCGUGGAGGUGCGCGGCUCCAACGGGGCCUUCUACAAGGGCUUUGUGCGGGACCUGCACGAGGACUCGGUGACCAUCGCCUUCGAGAACAACUGGCAGCCCGAGCGGCAGAUCCCCUUCGGCGACGUCCGCCUGCCGCCGCCGGCCGACUACAGCAAGGAGAUCGCCGAGGGCGACGAGGUGGAGGUCUACUCGCGCGCCAACGAGCACGAGCCCUGCGGCUGGUGGCUGGCCCGCGUGCGCAUGAUGAAGGGUGACUUCUACGUCAUCGAGUACGCCGCCUGCGACGCCACCUACAACGAGAUCGUCACCCUGGAGCGGCUGCGGCCCAUCAACCCCAGCCGCGAGGCCACCAAGGCCACCUUCUUCCAGUACCGCCUGCCCGUGCCCGAGGACCUCAAGGACGCCUGCUCCAACGCCGGCGUGCACAAGGAGUUCAAGCGCGGGGUGGGGGCCGACUGCGUCUUCCUCAAGGCGGCCAGCAGCGAGCUCUGCAUCCUGGCCACCAGCGAGGCGGCGGUGAAGCGGGCGGCGCUGCUGGGCGACAUGCACCUGCGCAGCAUCCGCACCAAGCUGAUGCUCAUGUCGCGCAACGAGGAGGCCACCAAGCACCUGGAGACCAGCAAGCAGCUGGCCUCGGCCUUCCAGGAGGAGUUUGGGGUGCGGGAGGAGCUCAUGGGCCUGGCCAUCGGCACGCACGGCGCCAACAUCCAGCAGGCCCGCAAGGUGCCCGGCGUCACCGCCAUCGAGCUCGACGAGGCCACCUGCACCUUCCGCAUCUACGGCGAGAGCCCCGAGGCGUGCCGCCAGGCCCGCAGCUUCCUGGAGUUCUCCGAGGACUCGGUGCAGGUGCCCCGUGGGCUGGUUGGGAAUGGUGCCCUUCAUCUUCGUGGGGACGCGGGAGAACAUCAGCAACGCCCAGGCCCUGUUGGAGUAUCACCUGGCCUACCUGCAGGAGGUGGAGCAGCUGCGCCUGGAGCGGCUGCAGAUCGACGAGCAGCUCCGGCAGAUCGGCCUCGGCUUCCGCCCGCCGCCCGCCCGCCCCGACCGGGACCGGGACCGGGACCGGGAGCGGGAGCGAGCGCGGCGGGGCUACGCCACGGACGACAGUACCUCCUCCUCGCUGCACGGCACCCGCAGCUACGGCGGCCGCGGCCGCGGGCGCCGCGCGCCCGGCCCCUACGGGCCUGGCUCGGACGCCUCCACCACCUCGGACCCCGACGGGGAGCGGCGCCAGGAGCCAGGUCCCCCCCCGGGCGGCGAGCGGGACCCCCGCCGGGCGCCCCGAGGAGGGGCCUCCCCGCCGGCGCCCCCCACCCCCCCGGGGGCCGCGGCCCCCCAGCUGCCCCCCGGCACGGCGCUUCCUCCAUCAGCUCAGUGCUCAAGGACCCCGACAGCAACCCCUACAGCCUGCUGGAGGGGGCCGAGGGGGAGCCGGGCGCCGAGGGGGAGCCGGGGGCCGCCCCCCCCCGCCGGUGCCCGCCGCCGCCGCCGCUCCCGCCGCCGCCGCACCGACGACGACGCCACCGUCAUGGACGGCGCCGCCGAGUCCGACGGCGCCUCGGUGGCGGAGAACGGCCUGGAAGACGAGUCGAAGCCGCAGCGGCGCAACCGCAGCCGGCGCCCGCCGCAACCGGGGCUCCCGCCCCGGACGGCUCCAUGAGCCGGGACCGGCAGCCAGUGACCGUGGCCGACUACAUCUCGCGGGCCGAGUCGCAGAGCCGCCAGCGGCUGACGCCGGAGCCGCUGGGGCCGGGGGCCCGGGGGGGGUCGCCGAAGGGCCCCCCCGCUCGCCGCCCCGCCCCCGCCCUGGUCAACGGCAUCUCCUAGGCCCCUGGCCCCCCGAGCCUGUGCCUUGGCGAGCGCCGCCCCGCGGGGCCCGGCUGCCCCCGCCGCCGCCCCGCAACCUUAUUUAUUUUUCACUGUACAGUAUUUAAAAAAACAAAAAAGAAUAAAAAAAAACAGACGGAGCUGCAGAGCGAGCA